AUGGUUCGUCAAACUGUGCUCAGUUGCUGGAAAUGGAAAUGGACGCGGAAAGUGCUUUGGUACGAGAAUGUUGACAAAGUUCCUUGGGAAACGGUUGACGUCAUCCUGGUUUCUUACGCACUCAGUCUGGUGCUGUUGCCCUACCUGACCGAGUGCAUGGGUUUCCGAGGCCGUGUCCUGGCUACAGCACCCAUCGUAAAAAUGGGCAAAGUUAUUAUUGAGGAUGUUCUCAAAGAGGCUGAACACAUUACUCAAAGAUCCACCGAUUCAAAGCUGACAACCACUAAUUGUCAUCCACCAAUUGAUGAGCUUUUGCGCAAUUGUCUGCUCAAUUAUACGUCUGAUCAGGCGACUGCGGCCCUUUCGAAGAUUCAGACUGUUGCUUAUCAGGAAACCGUGGACAUAUUUGGGCUUCUAAAAAUAAAAUGCAUCAGCUCAGGUGCCGAUAUCGGCGCUUGCCACUGGGUGCUUAAAUCGCCCUCUGAGAAGCCUAUGGAUUUUUCCGAGUUUUCGGAGGUUGACGUUCUCAUCGUGGGAUCUUUGAACACAAGUCAAUGUCUGCCUUUCGAACAGGCGCUGGAAAACGUCUGCACUGUUACUGUGCAAACUCUGGCACUUGGCGGCCACGUUCUUGUGCCCUGUCUUCCCUCGGGUCUGGUCUUCCAGUUGUUGGAGUCAAUCUCAACCGCCAAAAAUCACUUUAAUGGCCAUUUGCUUGAGGCCUUCGAUCGGCAUUUUGAACACGAUCCAUCGCCAUCCCCCCAGGCCAAAGCCAGUCUGGCCUACGCCAAUGCCUACGGAGAGUGGCUGUCGCCGGACAGAGAAAAUUCGCUCUAUACCGCGGACUCGCCAUUCCCCUUCGAAGCGGUGAGAGCCUUUUAA
This is a messenger RNA of Dibothriocephalus latus, 882 nucleotides long. The record is from the annotation of a GenBank genome assembly. NCBI's taxonomy places the organism in Eukaryota, Metazoa, Platyhelminthes, Cestoda, Diphyllobothriidea, Diphyllobothriidae.